AUGAAAGCGCUUCUAUCGCUUUUUCUUUUUGUUCAGAGUUAUGAUAUUAUUGAACUAGAGAAGAAUUUAGAUAUUCUUGUUGAUUCCCUUCUUGCAUCAAAUGCGAUUCCAGGAUUAUCACUCGCCGUGGUUGAUCUUCGAAAUGAAAACUUCAUCACAAAAGGAUAUGGAAAACGUCGUGUCGAUCAGGAAGAUCCUGUUUCUGAGGAAACUUUGUUCUGCCUCGCUUCAAAUUCGAAACUUUUCACCGGAGUCUACUCUGCGUUAAUCGAAAAGUACACUGGCAUUUCUCUUGACACACGAGUCAACGAUAUUCCGGAGCUUCGUGAAGACAAAGACAUUUUUCUCAUUCUUAAUUCUUGCUCGCUUAGUCAAGAAGUCACACUCAGAGAUUUCCUUUCCCAUAGAACUGGGACUAAAGUAGAGUUCGGAAUGGUAGUCCUACAUGAAAAUCUCUAA
This is a messenger RNA of Oikopleura dioica, 459 nucleotides long. The record is from the annotation of a GenBank genome assembly. Lineage: Eukaryota; Metazoa; Chordata; Appendicularia; Copelata; Oikopleuridae.